Messenger RNA from Paraglomus brasilianum, 444 nucleotides. The record is from the annotation of a GenBank genome assembly. Lineage: Eukaryota; Fungi; Glomeromycota; Glomeromycetes; Paraglomerales; Paraglomeraceae.
AUGUCCCAUCCUCAUUAUAAUGUUAUUAUUACCACCAUUUACAAAAAAACCAAAACUUUUACUACGAGAUGCCAGCGACAUCAAGAAAACAAUGAUCGUGACGCCGAUGAUAUCAUUGAUAUCAUCCGAGGUACGAUACCGGCUGCUUUUUGUAGUGGCUAUUUAUAUAUUUAUGCUCGCCCUGACUAUGAGGAGGAGCUACUAAGAAUAAGAGACCUCCAAAAUUUGGUGCACGUCGCGUACGUAAACAUUCGUAUGCGACUUGAGUAUUCUCGGUGGAAGCUCUCGAUGGAGUUUCCACUCAGCGUGGGUAAACUCGCCGCUGUGUAUGUUUCUAAUAUACAGACGAAACCACGCGGUGAAUUCGCCGAGAAAGGUAUACCCACUUUCGAAGAAUGUGACUUGGACGGUCGGCGCCUGAAUGGUUUACCUACAUCAACUGAU